Molecule: messenger RNA, 1620 nt
Organism: Silurus meridionalis
Lineage: Eukaryota; Metazoa; Chordata; Actinopteri; Siluriformes; Siluridae
Gene: lrpap1
Product: low density lipoprotein receptor-related protein associated protein 1
Exons: 8
Coding region: 109-1152 (347 amino acids)
Biological process (GO): negative regulation of receptor internalization; negative regulation of very-low-density lipoprotein particle clearance
Cellular component (GO): cis-Golgi network; rough endoplasmic reticulum lumen; endoplasmic reticulum-Golgi intermediate compartment
Molecular function (GO): low-density lipoprotein particle receptor binding; lipase binding; receptor antagonist activity
Source: RefSeq, a predicted model, not a curated record
UGUGAUUAUUUCGCUUCCGGGAUGAGGAUAAAUGUAUAAAGCGCACAGCUACUUUUCUCCGUGUCUUGUUUGUUUUGUUUGAGCGGUUUGCUUUGAAUUGGUUGAAACAUGGAGGUGUAUGGUUUGUUUUUGUGCGUUUGCCUCGCUGUGGGAGGAAUGGCGGGGAAAUACUCCCGAGAAGUGAAUGAGCAGAAGGUGGAGAGUGAAGGGAAAACCGCCGUGGAGUUUCGCAUCGCUAAAUUAAACCAGGUUUGGGAGAAGGCGAACAGGAUGCAGCUCGCCCCAAGGCGGCUGUCUGAGCUCCACAGUGACCUGAAGAUUCAGGAGAAAGAUGAGCUUCAGUGGAAGAAGCUAAAGGCAGAGGGACUAGACGAGGAUGGCGAGAGAGAGGCCAAGCUCAGGCGCAACUUUAACAUCAUCCUGGCCAAGUACGGAAUGGACGGUAAGAAAGACAACCGUGCCUUGGAUAGCGCCAACCUUAAAGACCAUGAUUCCAAACUGGGAGAAAUAUUUGGAGACCCAAGACUGGAAAAACUGUGGAACAAAGCAAUGACUUCAGGAAAGUUCUCUGAGGAGGAGCUGCAGAGUCUGCGCAAAGAGUUUGAGCAUCAUAAGGAGAAGAUCCACGAAUACAACAUCAUGAUUGACACAGUGAGCCGGACCGAGGAAAUCCAUAAGAACGUGAUCUCUCCACUGGAGGGAGAGGAGAAGAAGCCCAGCCUUCACGAGAAACACACAGACCUUAAGCAGAAGAUGAGGGACCUGAACCAGGGCUUUGAGCGUCUACGCAAAAUCACACACGAAGGCUUCGACAGCGACAAUGAGUUCAAGGAGCCCAGGGUUAUAGAGCUGUGGGAAAUGGCCAGAAGAUCUAAUCUCAGUGAGGAUGAGCUUGAUUCUCUCAAGGAGGAGCUGAAGCAUUUUGAGACAAAAGUAGAGAAGCACCACCACUACCAGGAACAGCUGGAGUAUUCACAUCAGAAACUGCAGCACAUCGAGGCCAUGGGCGAUAAGGAACACAUCUCGAGACAUAAGGAGAAAUACAACACACUUGCCGAGAAAGCACGAGAGAUCGGAUACAAGAUGAAGAAGCAUUUGCAGGAUAUAACCAACAAAAUCUCCCAAAACGGACUGCAGCACAACGAACUCUGAGCACGACCUCCUCUUCCCACCAUUGCUACACUGAAAAUCCUUCAUUCCAAAUGCAUUGAUUAUAGUGUGGGUGCACUCAUUGAUUUUUCUUUUUUAAAAGGUUGUUUAAAUAAUUUUAAUAUUCACAAGAACAUUUGAAAUCCACAGCACUGAUUUAUUUUAUUGUUAAAGAAAUGACAUAACAUGGUUUGUAUUUGAUUGGAAGCAAAACCCUUUUUGAAAGUUUAGGUACAAAAGCAUAUGUACAGUAUGGUGAAUUUUAUGUGCAGUCAUUAUUCGUGAGUGUUUGAGCUGCUGAAGGCAUUCCCACAGGAGGGGUGCAGGUUAAACUUAGAAUGCAAUAUUUGAUUCACUGGUACUUUUCAGAGUUUUAGAAAUCUUUCAAAAAAGCUCAUCUUUUUUUUUUUUUUGCAUUUGUUAUUUGAUAAUGUAAUCUCUGUAAAUAAAAGACAAUUGUUCAUUCCGUUA